This is a messenger RNA of Suricata suricatta (meerkat), 8559 nucleotides long. It is a transcript of the gene ZNF236, whose product is annotated as zinc finger protein 236. Gene Ontology annotation, cellular component: nucleus. Lineage: Eukaryota; Metazoa; Chordata; Mammalia; Carnivora; Herpestidae. Gene Ontology annotation, molecular function: DNA-binding transcription factor activity, RNA polymerase II-specific; RNA polymerase II cis-regulatory region sequence-specific DNA binding. The coding region runs from base 578 to 6283 and encodes 1901 amino acids. The record is from RefSeq and is a predicted model, not a curated record. The transcript is spliced from 32 exons. Gene Ontology annotation, biological process: regulation of transcription by RNA polymerase II.
UGUGGAGCCCAGUGCGGGGCUCGAGUUCAUGAUCGAGCCGAAAUCAGUUAGAGGCUCAACCGACUGAGCCGCCCAUGUGCCCUAAACGCGAGUUUUUGGUCCACACGUUUACAGGUUUCUGUGGGAGACACCUAGGAGCUGGAUCGCUGGGUCACAGCAUUUGUGCGUGGUCGGUUUCGGUCGAUGCCGCCUGAUGGUUUUUGAGUGAUUGUAGUGAUGUUAGUGAUCUCGUGCUACGUGUCAUUUCCAGUUGCUCCACGUCUUCGUCAGUCCUUGUUUUUGUCUAUUUUAGCCUUCCUAGUAGAUGUCAUUUUACUUUUCUGGAGCAGUAUUCUUUGUUUCCUGUUUAUCAUAACUUGCAUUUGCACAACAACUCUGUAGGAAUGAAAAGCAGCCUUAUCUUUGGAGGGAGGCUCGAGCCGAGUGACAGCGUGUCCGGUGUGCGGAGACCUUACUGACCCCUUGGCAGGACCGGCGCUCGGACGCCUCGUGACCGCCAGGCCCGCUUUCAUCACUGCCUCCCUAACCUGGGACCAAUGCCCCGUGCUUUAGGCUGAGCAGACCCAUUUUUAAAGAUAUGUACAUAAGAAAUAGCAUGUUCUGCACACACAUGCUUCGUUGGAAAUUGGGGCAGACUGUGGGACGGGGCCGCCGCAGCGCGUGGCCCUCUGGCUCCGCGUGGCGGCUGCUGCGGUGCCGACACGAACCUGGAGAUGAGAAGCAGUCUCGGCAGCAGACACGGCAAGGAAGACUGUUGCCCGCGGAAAAUGGAGUUUUAACAUUGAAUGCGGAGAACACUAAUUAUGCGUAUCAAGUCCCAAACUUCCAUAAGUGUGAGAUCUGUCUGCUCUCUUUUCCAAAAGAGUCCCAGUUUCAACGCCACAUGAGGGAUCACGAGCGAAAUGACAAGCCACAUCGAUGUGACCAGUGCCCCCAAACAUUUAAUGUUGAAUUCAACCUGACACUUCAUAAAUGCACCCACAAUGGGGAAGACCCUACCUGUCCUGUGUGUAACAAGAAGUUCUCCAGAGUGGCUAGUCUCAAAGCGCAUAUUAUGCUGCAUGAAAAGGAAGAGAGCCUCAUCUGCUCGGAGUGCGGGGAUGAGUUCAGCCUGCAGGGCCAGCUGGCCGUCCACAUGGAGGAGCACCGCCAGGAGCUGGCCGGCGGCCGGGCGCACGCCUGCAAGACCUGCAGGAAGGAGUUCGAGACGCCGUCCCGGCUGCGGGAGCACAUGAGGACUCACUAUAAGAUCAGGGUGUCAAGUACGAGGUCUUACAGCCGGAACAUCGACAGGAGUGGAUUCACGUACUCAUGCCCACACUGCGGAAAGACAUUUCAAAAGCCCAGUCAGUUAACCCGGCAUAUUAGGAUACACACAGGUGAAAGGCCAUUUAAAUGUAGUGAAUGCGGGAAGGCUUUCAACCAGAAGGGGGCGUUGCAGACGCACAUGAUCAAACACACAGGAGAAAAGCCCCAUGCCUGUGCCUUCUGUCCUGCUGCCUUUUCUCAGAAAGGGAAUCUGCAGUCACACGUGCAGAGAGUCCACUCCGAGGUCAAGAAUGGCCCUACCUAUAAUUGUACAGAAUGUAGUUGUGUAUUUAAAAGUUUAGGAAGCUUGAACACUCACAUCAGCAAGAUGCACAUGGGUGGGCCCCAGAACCCAGCCAGUUCUGCAGAGACGGCGCAUGUGUUAACGGCCACACUGUUUCAGACGUUACCUCUCCAGCAGACGGAAGUCCACGUCACGUCGGCGUCGAGUCAGCAGAAUUCCCAGGCAGUGACGGAUGUCAUCCAGCAGCUCCUGGAGCUGUCCGAGCCGGGCCCCGCCGAGCCCAGCCAGCCCGCUCAGCCCGGCCAGCAGCUCAGCAUCACCGUGGGCAUCAACCAGGACAUCCUGCAGCAAGCCUUAGAAAACAGUGGGCUGUCUUCAAUUCCAGCUGCCGCGCACGCUCACGACCCCAGCCACGCCAGGACGCCCCCCGCGCAGGGGCCCGCCCCGGACGCCCCCCACGCCUCCAGUGAGCAGACCCCUCCCGCCGAUGCAGAGCAAGAGAAAGAACAAGAAAGCCCAGAGAAGCUGGAUAAGAAAGAAAGAAAAAUUAUAAAGAAGAAAUCACCAUUUCUACCUGGUUCAAUCCGCGAGGAGAACGGUGUCCGAUGGCACGUGUGUCCCUACUGCACCAAGGAGUUCCGGAAGCCCAGUGACCUGGUGCGCCACAUCCGCAUUCACACGCACGAGAAGCCCUUCAAGUGCCCGCAGUGCUUCCGCGCCUUUGCUGUGAAGAGCACGCUGACCGCCCACAUCAAGACCCACACGGGCAUCAAGGCGUUCAAGUGCCAGCACUGCAUGAAGAGCUUCUCCACCUCGGGGAGCCUCAAAGUGCACAUCCGCCUGCACACAGGAGUCAGACCUUUUGCUUGUCCUCACUGUGACAAAAAGUUUCGGACCUCAGGCCACAGGAAGACCCACAUCGCCUCCCACUUCAAACACACGGAGCUAAGGAAGAUGAGGCACCAGCGCAAGCCCGCCAAGGUUCGCGUCGGCAAGGCGAGCCUUCCGGUCCCCGAUAUCCCUUUGCAGGAGCCGAUUCUCAUAACUGACGUAGGUCUUAUCCAGCCCAUUCCAAGAAACCAGUUUUUUCAAAGUUAUUUUAAUAACAAUUUUGUAAAUGAAGCAGAUAGACCGUACAAGUGUUUUUACUGUCAUCGCGCAUAUAAAAAGUCUUGCCACCUUAAACAGCACAUCAGAUCACACACAGGUGAGAAGCCUUUUAAAUGUUCUCAGUGUGGAAGAGGCUUUGUUUCCGCCGGAGUGCUCAAAGCCCACGUCCGCACGCACACGGGGGUCAAGUCGUUCAAGUGUCUGAUAUGUAACGGAGCUUUCACCACCGGGGGCAGCCUGCGGCGCCACAUGGGCAUCCACAACGACCUCCGCCCUUACAUGUGUCCCUAUUGCCAGAAGACGUUCAAGACCUCGCUGAAUUGUAAAAAGCACAUGAAGACCCAUAGGUACGAGCUCGCCCAGCAGCUGCAGCAGCACCAGCAGGCCGCGCCCGUGGACGACGGCGGCCCCGGGGACCAGCAGAGCGUGCACGCCACGACGCACAUGCAGGUGGAGAUCGAGAGCGAGGAGCUGCGGCAGGCGGCCGCCGGCCCUGCGAACCCCGAGGCCAUGCUGGACCUGGAGCCGCCGCCGGUGGUGCGCACGGAGGACGCCGGGCUCGGUCAGCAGCUGACGCACCAGCCUCUGGAAGCAGAUGAAGAUGGGUUCGUGGCCCCGCCGCCCGCCCUGCCCGCGCCCGUGGACCAGUUUGAAGAGCGGGUCCCACCGCAGUCCUUCGAGCCGACCGGCCUGUCGCAGGGCUUUCCCGGGGCGGACCCGUACGGCCAGCAGCCCGUGCUCGCGCCCGUGCAGCAGCUGCAGGCCUCCAGCGCGCUGGAGUCACAGGCCCUGGCCGCCAGCUUCCGCCAGCAGGGCCUGCUGCCCGGGCCCGGCCCCGACGCCGUCGCCGUGACAACUCGUUUGAUCCAGGAGUCGUCCCAGGAGGAGCUGGACCUGCAGACUCCGCGUCCCCCGUUCCUGGAGGCCCGGGAGGACCAGAGCCGGCGCGCCUACAGGUGUGAGUACUGCCACAAAGGCUUCAAGAAGUCCAGCCACCUGAAGCAGCACGUGCGGUCCCACACGGGGGAGAAGCCCUACAAGUGCAAGCUCUGUGGCCGCGGCUUCGUGUCCUCGGGCGUCCUCAAGUCUCACGAGAAGACACACACAGGAGUGAAGGCGUUCAGCUGCAGUGUCUGCAGCGCCUCGUUCACGACCAACGGCAGCCUCACACGGCACACGGCCACGCACAUGAGCGCGAAGCCCUACAAGUGUCCGUUCUGCGAGCAGGGCUUCCGCUCCGCCGUCCACUGCAAGAAGCACAUGAAGAGGCACCAGGCGGCGCAGUCGGCUGCGCCAGCCCCGGGGGACGCGGACGGAGGAGACAUGUGUGUGGAGGAAGAGGAAGAAAAUCCCGAGCGAAACCCGUCUCGGAAGGCUCGUCCCGAGGUCAUCACUUUCACGGAGGAGGAGACGGCGCAGCUGGCCAAAAUCCGGCCACAGGAGAGUGCGACGGUGUCCGAGCAGGUGCUGGUGCAGUCGGCGGCCGAGAAGGACCGUGUCAGCGAGAUGAAGGACAGGCAGGCGGAGCUGGAGGCCGAGCCUAAGUUCGCCAACUGCUGUUCCUACUGCCCCAAGAGCUUCAAGAAGCCCAGCGACCUCGUGAGGCACGUGCGGAUCCACACUGGAGAGAAGCCAUAUAAGUGUGACGAAUGCGGGAAGAGCUUUACUGUGAAGUCGACCCUGGACUGCCACGUGAAGACGCACACAGGUCAGAAGCUCUUCAGCUGCCACGUGUGCAGCAACGCCUUCUCCACCAAGGGGAGCCUGAAGGUGCACAUGCGCCUGCACACCGGGGCCAAGCCCUUCAAGUGUCCGCACUGCGAGCUGCGCUUCCGCACGUCUGGCCGCAGGAAGACGCACAUGCAGUUCCAUUACAAGCCCGACCCGAAGAAGGCCAGGAGGCCCGCGGCCCGGAGCCCGCCGGAGGGGCUGCAGCCCCUGAGCCUGCUCAGCCCGUCGCCCGCCGACCCCGGCGUGUUCGUCAUGAACAACUCCGUGCUCACGGGGCCGUUCGAUCCGAACGUGCUUCCACAAGGGCUGGUGGGCCAGGCCGUCCUGCCCGCCUCCGUGCCAGCUGCUGGGGACUGGACGGUGUCCGUGACCGACGGGAGCCUCGCCAGCCUGGAGGGCAUCCAGUUACAGCUGGCCGCUAACUUGGUCGGGCCGAACGUUCAGAUCUCUGGGAUCGACGCCUCCAGCAUCAAUAACAUCACGUUACAGAUUGACCCCAGCAUCCUGCAGCAGACGCUGCAGCAGGGCAGCCUGCUCAGUCAGCAGCUGCCCGGGGAGCCUGGCCUGGCGGCCCCGCACGGCGCUCUGCAGGCGCAGGACAGCACGGUCCCGGCCAGUGUCGUCCUCCAGCCCAUCCCGGGCCUGUCCUUGCAGCCCACUGUGACGUCUGCCAGCCUGACCAUCGGCCCGCUGGCGGAGCAGGACCCCGUGAUGACCACCAGCUGCAGUGGGACUCAGGACCUGUCUCAGGUGGUGACGUCACAAGGCCUGGUGUCCACCUCCAGCGGCCCCCACGAGAUCACCCUGACCAUUAACAACUCGAGUCUGAGCCAGGUGUUGGCGCAGGCUGCCGGGCCCGCCGCCGCGUCGUCCUCGGGGUCCCCGCAGGAGAUCACCCUGACCAUCUCUGAACUUAAUGCUACAACUGGAGGCCUGCCUUCGACGACACCCAUGUCCCCAUCGGCCGCAUCUACGCAGAACCUGGUGAUGUCGUCCUCAGGGGUGGGGGGGGACGCCAGCGUCACGCUGACUCUGGCCGACACUCAGGGCCUGCUCUCCGGAGGACUGGACACGGUCACACUCAACAUUGCUUCUCAGGUAGAGCACAGCCUUGCCUUCAUGGAGACUACCCCUAAUUUAUGGUUUCCUGACUCUCCCUUCUGGGGGCCGAUGAGAGGACCCCUGUGUGGAGGCACCCCGUCCCCGCUUUUGGUCGCCGUUUCUUGCCACACCCUUGCCGGCUGUGUUGUGGCCGCUGUGCCCGUUCACGUGCCGCAUGUCACCGACGUGUCCACCAGCCUGGCCCAGGGCGGGCCGCCCGAGAAGGAGGCCCGGCUGCACCAGUGCGUGGAGUGUGGCCGCAGCUUCGCGUCGGCCGCCAUGCUGCUGCAGCACAGCAAGGAGGUGCACGGCCGGGAGCGCAUCCACGUGUGUCCCGUGUGCAGGAAGGCCUUCAAGCGCGCCACUCACCUCAAGGAGCACAUGCAGACGCACCAAGCCGGCCCUUCCCUGAGCUCCCAGAAGCCGCGCGUGUUCAAGUGUGACGCCUGCGAGAAGGCGUUCGCCAAGCCGAGCCAGCUGGAGCGCCACAGCCGCAUCCACACAGGGGAGCGGCCGUUCCACUGCACGCUUUGCGAGAAGGCAUUCAACCAGAAGAGCGCGCUGCAGGUGCACAUGAAGAAGCACACGGGCGAGCGGCCCUACAAGUGCGACCACUGCGUCAUGGGCUUCACCCAGAAGAGCAACAUGAAGCUGCACAUGAAGCGCGCACACAGCUACACCGGGGCUGCGCAGGAGCCCGCGGCGGAGGAGCUGAGCCGGACGCUGCGGCUGGACGACGUGGUGCCCGAGGCCGCGGGCGAGUGGCAGGCCCUGGCCGGCGUGUUCUGACGCGGCGCCACCUCCACGGCCGCCCGCCGCUCCCGUGUUGCGAGAACGGAGCACUCGGAACUUCCGUUCUGAAGCUUCAAGUGUUAAACACGUUCCCACUGUAGUUUUCUAGCUGUCGAAUUAUCUGAGAAUCAUUGUCUUUCAGAGACUGAUAGGAAAAAACCGGGGACGGUGUGAACGCGUUGCUGUCAUUUGUCUACGAAUCACUGAGCUCAGGUGCUACCACGGCAGUCGCCCCUCCCGCUCCGCGGCCAGUGCAUCCAGUUAAAGCAGAAAUUAACUGGAUUUUGUACCAUUGUGGCGGGACUUCUUUGUCUUAGCAAAGACAGAAGUGAACCUGGGAAAAGUAAGGUAGAUUGUCCUUCAUGCUUUCUGUUGUAAGAAGCAUAGCUUAUUGAAACAAACGUAAAAUAGGUGCAUGAAGUCCAGAAAAAUGUUAGGACACAGGGACGUUUUUUUCCAUGUUUUUCCCUCUGUGCAUUUUGAGGUUAGACCCUGACUCUUUAGUCUACCGUAAGUUAACUAACUAGAACCUGGAGAGGUGGCCGGACCAGUUCUCUCUGUGUUCCGUGUACCUAAUCAUGAGCUAGAAGGCAGCAUGGGGCCGGCCGCAGGGCUGGGAGCCCGGUGCAAAGGAGGACGGGCCCCCGCGCCAGCCCGCACCCAGGUACGAGGGCUAGGCGGCUGCGGGAGGCACAAAGCCAUAUGUCACAGGCAGGGAGGGGCAGAGCGGCCCCCGGCGCCCCAGAAGUGUGUUUGUGGGUGAAAGAGGAGGCCCCGCGCGGCCCUGUGACGCUCUCUUCGCGCAUAAGCAGGUGUCCUUUUUAUUUCAGGGAGUUCUUUACUGCCAUCAAUGGUGCCACAUCGGACACGUCCCACACCAGACCCCACCCCGUGCUGGGGCAGUGCGCUGCUCCUGCAGCAUUCCAAAGAUGGAAAGUUCUUUACUUCAUGGGAAUUUCUCCUGCAAAGUUAUUUAUAUGUUCUAUAUAUAAAUACAUAUGUACAUACACAGAUAUAUGGGCCUCUGUGUGGCUGAACAGUAUAUUUUGUAAAUAGGAGCACUCGCCCCGAGUCCAGAGAGAGCAGCAGAUCAGUAUUGUAUUCCUUCUGCUCAUCAGUGGGCGUCUUCUUCAUUGUAACAUGGAGGUGGGGUUACUUUGCUUUGGGUUUUUUCUUCCUGAAAAAUGAUUGCCUUUAUUUUGUCUCAUUGCCUCCCUGGUUUCAGAAGAGAGCAGUUCUAUUACAAAUAUCGCACGGACUGUGUAUAUUAAGAGACGAGCUCAUUUCCGAUUCCUGAAGAACGAGACAGUCUCCCUGUUCUGUUUUCAAAGAGCAUCUUUUGAUUUUUGUUGUUGUUACUGUUCACCUCGGGCGUAUGUAUAUAAGUAAUAUUGUUGGUGAUAUAAAAACUUUUGUUAUGUGAAAAUAUUUAAGUCGGAAAACUGUUAAAUAAUAUGACUUUUUUUUCAAACUGCUUUGUGUAUUGUAUAUUUUUUUAAGGAAAAAAAAAGCCUUAUUUGACUUAUUCUUGUGAUGCUGGACUUCUGUAUCCUGAGGUUCUACCUGAAUGUCAUUAUGUACCCGGCGGUCGCACAUAUAUUCAGAGUCAUUGUAAUUGUGCCAGAGUUUUAAAGAUUCUGCUUUUAAUGCACUUUUCUUUUAUAAUUUUGUAUUAAAAUAUUUUAGAAAUGUUGAUUAAUUUUGGUGACCAGAGAUCUCCAAAGUUGGAAUUACUGCAUUUAAGAAGUUUUGUUCUCGCUAGGUUAUUUAUUUUGGUUGUAGCAUUAAAUGCCAUCUCUCAGGACAGUCUCCAAAAGGGUUUGAUCCCUGCUUGUACAGAGAGUGUGGUUGGUGAGCGGCCGGUUGAAGUGAGGCCUUACCAGGUGACUCUAAAGCUUUUAUUGUCGUCAAAGAAAACGAAGAACAAUCUACCAAUAACUCAUUUUAUGAGUUUUCUCAAUCUGUUAGCUCCGCGGGCAAACGUCAGACAUUGAUAUGUUUUUUUCAUUUACUUCCUGAUUAUAAAAGCUGCUUCUUUGCAAAACAUUCCUUGAAAAUACAAGGUUUUGUAAAGACACAAUUCCACUUGAACCUUUGGUGGAGUACAGGUUGAUCUUUAUAUUUUACUGGUUAAUAAAUGUCUUCUGACAAGAGGUUUCCAGCGUCCUGCAUAACCAGGGUUUUGAGAACAGAUAACUGUAUUUUUAGAAAUAUCUCCUCAUAGCGUACCUGCUUUGGAAUAACAAUAAAUAAAAAAUGAAGUUAGGAAGUGU